Alosa alosa (allis shad) is the source of this 3385-nucleotide messenger RNA. RefSeq names its product enhancer of mRNA-decapping protein 3-like. Gene Ontology annotation, biological process: P-body assembly; deadenylation-independent decapping of nuclear-transcribed mRNA. Gene Ontology annotation, molecular function: mRNA binding. The record is from RefSeq and is a predicted model, not a curated record. Gene Ontology annotation, cellular component: P-body. Lineage: Eukaryota; Metazoa; Chordata; Actinopteri; Clupeiformes; Clupeidae. Bases 132 to 1529 code for a protein of 465 amino acids. The transcript has 7 exons.
AGGAAGUGCUCGGCACACGCGGUGGUGGACAUUUAUUAAGUAGAUGGUAGAUGGUUAGCAUAAUAGUUGCGGCAAGCUAACUGGGAGUAUUUCGUCUUCCAGUAAUAAAUUCAACGCAAGAACUGUGUGCCAUGGCAUCAGACUGGUUGGGCAGUCUCGUGUCCAUAAACUGUGGAGCCACGCUUGGUGUAUACCAGGGAGAGGUCUCUGCUGUUGACCCAUCCAGUCAAACACUCUCUCUGAGACAACCAUUCCACAAUGGUAUCAGGUGUUCUGUACCUGAGGUUACUUUUAGUGCCAUGGACAUUAAAGACCUGAAGAUCCUGGACAUCCCUAAUGUCAGAGGGGCCAUGAACAAUAACACUGAAGCCAAGCCAUCCACUCUGCCUGCCGAGGAUAAAGGCCCUGUGCCCAUGAGUGCCCCCAUCACCAUCCUACGCAGAGGAACACCCCUGAACUCUAAAGCUGCGCCCCAGCCCCCCAUCCAACCGCCCCCCCGGAGGAACAGCACCCGGAGCAGCUCAACAGGCCCCCUCAGCCGGCCAAAGGAUGACUAUUGUUUCGGUGACGGGACGGAAGAAAGCCUGGACACAGACUUCGACUUUGAGGGCAACCUGGCGCUCUUUGACAAGGCUGCCGUGUUCUCGCAGAUGGAGCGCCAUGGCAACGGACCACGGCAGCGGACCACGCCUGGCAACCCAUCCGCACCCUGCUACCGGCACAAUGAGAACGUCCUGGAGGCGCAGCCGGUGGUGUACAGACGGAUCACAGUUCCUCAGUAUGGGGGGAAAGAGUACUGCACUGACUCGGGUCUGGUGGUGCCCAGCGUGUCCUAUGAGCUGCACAAGCGUCUGCUGCGGGUCAGCGAGGAGCAUGGCAUCUCUCUGGAGCGCAGGCUGGAGGUCACCGGAGUGUGUGCCUGCCAGAUGGCCCUCACACUACUGGGAGGGCCCAACCGACUGAACCCCAAAAACGUGCACCAGCGCCCCACGGUGGUGCUCCUGUGUGGGCCACACGUGCAGGGAGCCCAGGGGGUCAGCUGCGGUCGCCACCUGGCCAAUCACGAGGUGGAGGUCAUUCUCUUCCUGCCCAACUUUGUCAAGAUACAGGAGGCCCUCACCCAUGAGCUCAGCCUAUUCGGACGGGCCUGGGGCAAGCAGGUGUCCAGCAUCAGAGACCUGCCAGUGAGCCCGGUCGACCUGGUGAUCAACUGCCUGGACUGCCACGAGAACCCGCACCUGAGAGAGCAGCCCUGGUACCGGGCAGCAGCCGAGUGGGCCAACCAGAACCGGGCCCCGGUCCUGAGCAUCGACCCGCCAGUCACCGGGCAGAGCCAGGCCCAGGGCCAGGGCCCGGCUGUGGAGGCCAAAUGGUCACUGUGCCUGGGCCUCCCCCUGGCACUGGGAGAGGGCGCGGGUCGGGUGUACCUGUGUGACGUAGGGCUGCCCAGACAGGUGUUCCUGGCCGUGGGCAUCAACUACUUGUCGCCCUUUGGCUGCAAGUUUGUCGUUCCCCUGCAUUCAGCCUAGGCGUCGAGAGAUGUUACAUAGUUUCAAAUAGCCUAUAGUUUCAAAACACACUCACACACAAAGCACACAUUCUACAGUUUUACUAUGUUACACACACACACACCUCUGUCUCAAGAGUGAGAUUAGCUAUGUUAGGGGUGAAUGCACAUAUCUGGACAGAGACCUACCUUUAGAUGUGGCACUGUAAAAUGGCUCUGUGCAAUCAAUUUUUCUUUUGUCGAGACUUCCAGGAGACGGUUACAAAAGCAGAUGGUUUGGCUCGUGGCACUUUACCUGAUAAGGCACUUUAAUAGUCUGCUGCUGUAGGACUGCUGUUUGUGUUUUUGGUGGAUGGGGAGGGGGGCAGUUAGGGGCAGUUAGGGGUUCACUAGGGUUCAGUGAUCGCGUGCGGAGGCUCUUCAGAGGAGGAAAGACCAUCAGAGCCGCACUUCCUGUCUCUUUUGUGUGUGGUGACACAGCUCUAACCGUGACCGUGGCAACCUUGGAGUCAGAGGCUAUUUACCAAAGAGGGACCACUGUUAGUGGCACCUGACCUCUCGACCCCUCCUCUUUGACCCCUAUGAUUGGCUGGGGCCUCCUGGUACACUUCCUUUUUCCUGCUCGGAGUUUUGUGUGGGGAAGUCCUGACACAUUGAUCCAUAGUAAAGCACUACAUUCAAAUACUUAACACUAAUACCUAAGCCAUGGACAACAGUUUGUCUGACUUGACAGUUUGGUUUGAUUCUGGAACUUUCCCCUUGUCCCCUUCAGUCUCUCUAUUGCAGUUUAUUAGUUAUGUAUGUCUUCCUCUCAGUUAAACAGUAGGGUACAUUGUAUAAGCUAAACAAUGAUUUUGUGACAGCAAUCAGAACAAAGGAUAAGUGAAGGCUAAGUAAAAUUGAAUGUACUUAAAAUGGAAAUAAUAAGGUCAUGAGUUUACCCCUACAGGAACUUAAUAUUGCUGAGAAAGUGCUGCAGAGAUUUCCUGAAUGUUCCUUUGGUUACUGCCCAUGAGGCCUUAGCAGUGAGAUUUGCACUGACCUGGCAAUCAGGUGUUUUUGAAUUUCUAUUUCAAAUGUUUAGUUAACUUUUUUGUGUGUAAUGGGGCAUUUUUUCCCCAGCCCUAUUUUUCAGUUAAACGUAGUCUACCUCCACACAAAUGUGCUUGCGUGCCUGCAGAUUCAGUUCCUAGUUAUUGACAGUUCAUGUGAUACUGAGCCACACUGAAGAAACAUGUUAGCAAGCCAAUUUUGAAGUCUCAUAGUGAAAUUGACAUGCAUUAUUCAUCAGACAUUAAAUGUGAUUACCACAAGUCUCACAUGUUUUGGCAAACUUUAAUAUCUGAAUAGCAAAAUAAAAAGCAUACCCAUUGAGUGCCAUUGUGGAGUUAUUAUAGUUGAAGAAGAUUGAUUUAAUUAUUAGGCUGGUGAUGCAACCAGUUGUAUUGUGAAGAGAAUGCCUGUCUUUUCUUCAUUAAGUGGCUGUUAUUAACACAAUGCUGAUAUGUCACUGGCAACAGGUUAUACUACUUGCACAGUGAUGAAAGAUGUGCCCUAUGCCGCCUUCUCAUUUAGCAGACACUUGUAAUUCAGAAGCAGCUUACAGUACAAGUAGAUCUCUAUACUACUGUGUGUAUGUGUUAAUACCACAGGAAUAAAUAAUUUGAUGAUCAUCAUUGCUUCAUCUGGGGAGGAAUGUUCUUCUGUCAUUUCAAGUUGUUUAUGUCCACACCGUUUGGACACAUUGUCCUGUAGUAAAACACUUUUACACUCAAUUUGUUGAUUUGUUACAUUUGUACACAUGUUGUGUAAACUAACACAAUCUGUUGUGUCCAUCUGCACUUUAUUGUGAAUUCAUUAAAUGGGUUUUUCAACCAC